AUGCUGCUCUUGGCGCUGGGCGGCCCGUUGGCGGCCGGACGGCGGCUCUGCGGGAAGAGGGCGACGCCGUGGGCGGCCAUCGCGUUCCGAGGCCUCGGGGCGGCCGUCUCGCGGGGGGCCUCCUGCAGCUCCGCGGGGCCGGGCGGCGGCGGCCGGAGCGCCGGGCUGCAGGUUUUCCGGCGUCCCGGGCCGGCGCAGGUACCCAUUUGUUGGGAAAGAUGUGUUCGAAGCUUACACAAACAAGUUGAAAAAUCAGAAGACGGAAGACUUAUUUAUACUGGGAAUUUGGCCCGAACAGUAUUUGGUGUGAAAUGUUUCUCUUAUUCUACAAGUGCGCUCAGUCUUGCAUUUCUGCCAUACAUUUUUGCCCAAAGUAAUGUUGUAUUUGGAAGUCUGCCUUUGCAAAUCUUAUUUUACGGCAUCUUAGGAAGCUUUACAGUGGUCACUCCGGUCCUGCUUCACUUAAUUACCAAAGGCUAUGUCAUUCGGUUGUAUCAUGAGGCCACGACAGACACUUACAAAGCCGUCACUUACAGUGUUCUGCUUUCAGAAACCAGUACUGUGUUUCACCAGAAUGACGUGAAGAUUCCAAGCACCACACAUCUGUUUACCACAUUUUUCGCUAACACAAAAUCACUGUUAGUUAAUCCAGGUCUCUUUCCAAACCCCAAAGACUAUGACCAUCUAAUGGGUUAUGACAAACCAUUCACUUUUGAUAUGGAAGAAACCAGUGAAAAGAAACAGCUUGAAGAUGAGAAAUGA
Pipistrellus nathusii (Nathusius's pipistrelle) is the source of this 762-nucleotide messenger RNA. The record is from the annotation of a GenBank genome assembly. NCBI's taxonomy places the organism in Eukaryota, Metazoa, Chordata, Mammalia, Chiroptera, Vespertilionidae.